UCAUUUCAUUAUUAUUUUUCAGGUUAUGUGUAUUGUGCUCGGAAUUUUAGAUAAUCGUCUCAAAUAUUAACUGAUUGAAAGCCAUUACUCGUGUCUCGUCUCGUCGAAUAAAUAAUGAGUACCAGGCUAUUGCAGCGGCUAAUAGCUCCGUCACGGAACUGCUUUAAAACCAUCCAUCCUCAUGUCACAAGUGUAAACGAAAAGAUAGUUCAUUACAAUGCCGUUAAUUUUACAGCAGUUCGAAAUUAUGCUAAAAGCAAAGAUAAAGGAAAAGAUAAAAAAGGUAAAGGUGGUAAAGUAGAGAUAAAUGUUGCAGCAAUAUCUGAGAUUGUGCCAGUGGACAAGAUGAAAGAACGGUGCCAUUCGGCUAUUGAGAAAAUGAAGGAAGACUUCGCAAAGAACCUGUCUCUACGAUCCACGACCGGCUCUAUUGAAUCACUCAUGGUGAAGUUUGAUGGCAAAGAUUAUGAGUUACAAGAACUUGCUCAAAUUGUGCGCAAGAAUCCUAAAACGAUAGUUAUAAACUUUGCAUCUUUUCCACAAGCCAUACCUAAUGCAUUGAAGUCCAUACAAGGAUCUGGGUUGAAUUUGAACCCUCAGCAAGAUGGCACUACUUUGUACGUACCUGUGCCUAAAGUCACAAAGGAACACAGAGAAGCAUUGGCAAAGAAUGCGAAGGCAUUAUACAUUAAGUGUAGGGAUUCAGUAAAAGAUGUUCAGUCAGACUUUGUCAAGAAAGUUAAGAAACAAAACAGUGUUUCUGAGGACCUGGUGUUCAAUGUAACCAAACAAAUAAAUGCCAUAUGUGAGGAAUAUCUCAAUGAGGCCAAAAAUAUUUAUGACGUAAAACAUAAUGAACUUGUGGGAAAAUAGUCAUACAAACUAUGCAUUUUAAUAAUUGAGUUUAAGAGUUACAGUAAUAAUUUAGAGAUUGAAUAUCUAUGUAGGUAAAAAUUAUAUUAUCCAAAAAUAUUGUUUUACCCAAGCUUUUAAUGCUGUGUUAGUGUAACAUCAACAUUAGGAAAUAAAUAUGCAAAGUUUCAAAUAUCCAUCAAAAAGUUCUCUCAUGAAAAGACUUGUGGGUGCAACAUCAGGUUAUUACAUUCACAUUGUAUAAAAAAAUCAUAAAUCCUUAAUCCUUAAUCUUGUGGUAGAAGUUCAAAUAUAACUUAGAACAUUUGUCCUACACUAACAAGUCAUAUUAAAUAAAAGCUUGUAAAAAUGUUAA
Helicoverpa armigera (cotton bollworm) is the source of this 1228-nucleotide messenger RNA. RefSeq names its product ribosome-recycling factor, mitochondrial (gene mRRF1). Gene Ontology annotation, biological process: translation. Lineage: Eukaryota; Metazoa; Arthropoda; Insecta; Lepidoptera; Noctuidae. The record is from RefSeq and is a predicted model, not a curated record. The transcript has a single exon. Gene Ontology annotation, molecular function: ribosomal large subunit binding. The coding region runs from base 115 to 873 and encodes 252 amino acids. Gene Ontology annotation, cellular component: mitochondrion.